UAAGCACAAGCAGCUCUUUAUGCACAGACACGGACUUAACCAAAGCCAAAAUGGGAGAUACACUCUUGUUCCCGAACGAUAACCAGCGCCGGAUCGAAGCGGUGCAGAAGUCUUUUGGACCGACAGGGGCGCGUCUCGUGGACCCCAAGAGAGUCCUGAUCGGGGAGGGCCGCCUGAUGAAGCAGAGCCGGCGCGGACCCCAACCCAAAGCCUUUUUUCUGUUCAACGACGUGCUGGUUUACGGCAGCAUCGUCAUCAACGGACGCUGGUUUAAGAAGCAGAACAUCAUCCCUCUAGGCGACAUUCAGCUGGAGGACCUGGAGGACGGCUACAUGAGAAACCAGUGGCUCAUCAAAACCCCGGGGAAGUCCUUCUACGUCUCCGCCGCGUCCCAGGAGGAGAAGCAGGCGUGGAUCGAGCACAUCGAGGUGUGCAAGACCCGCCUGCCCAGCUCCGGACGACCCCUCGCCAUGACCUGGAUCCCGGACCACGCCUCCGCCAUCUGCAUGCGCUGCUCCAGGAAGUUCACCGCGACCCACCGCCGCCAUCACUGCAGGAAAUGCGGCUUCCUGGUGUGUGGACUGUGUUCCAGAAAGCGCGCCGUGAUCGGAAAUCUGCAUCCCACCAAGAGGCAGAGGGUGUGCAGGCUGUGCCAUAGCAGCCUGAGCGAGAAAGAGGGGGAGUGCAGGGAGCGUGGAAACAGCACUGGUGGACUCCUCUCUGAUGAAGACGAGCAGGCCAGCUUUGAAGAUCAUUUAUAUGAAGAUUACAUCGAAGAGGACUACGAUCCCGCGAGCUGGGCUGAAAUGGACUCUUUCGCUCCUUAUGUUUACCUCAAGCCCGAGCACGUCUGGCCUCGUCUGUGAAGCGAUGUUAAACUUUAAGGUCCUAUAUUACACAAAAUUGACUCUUGUGAGCUUUUAGUCAUGUUAUAAUGUUGUAACUUCACCAAAAACAGACCUGAAGUUGUGUUUUGUUUCAUUUACGCAUGUUAAAUCUACAUCUCCAAAGCUCAAAAUGCUCUGUUCCACCUUGUGCUGUAGUUUUCAAGUUUUGUACCUUUUUUUUUCAGCAGAGAUUGGCAGUUCCAGAGCCGAAAUUAUCCAAAUGAUUCUAGUGAAGGUAACUGUGAGAAGAACUGGCCAUGUUUUGAUGAGGAAACAGCAUUAUAACAGAUCAGAAAAUACAAUAAUAUGGGGCUUUAAACUAUUACCACAAGUGCCAUGGUACUGAAAGUUUGAUAUGCUGCAUCAAUCCAACUAUGAAAGUACGAAAAUGUGCACAUCUUUAAACAGUGUGUUGCCUACAAGUAUUUGAACAGAAGGAGAACGUGUCCUCUGAAUCUUACCUCUUGUAAACAUGUGACGCUGCUCUGACACAAACUACAUUACACUGUACCGCGUGUGUCACAGGAGCAGUGGAUUUAUGAAGGAUGAUAAGGACAUGUUCUCUUAUCUUAUAUUUACUAGUACUUUGAAGUGAAGCAGGAGUAAGCCCAGUUAGUAAUGGGAUUUGAGACUGCUGGGAAUACCACAGGGGGGCAGCAGUGGCUCUAAUGGAUGCUGCCGUUGUGUCCUUAUGCAAGACACUUCACCCACAUUGCCCAGUGUGAAUGUGGUGUGUGAGUGAGUGAAUGAUGGUGAUCAGAGGGGUCGAUGGAGCACAUUGUCAGACCACACCGCAGAGUGUGGAGUGAAUGAAUUGGCUGAUGCACUGAAAAGCGCUUUGGUGUCUCGAAACGCACCACAUGAAUCCAAUGUUUUUAUUACUGUGUAAGUCUAAUGUGAAUUUUUUUGUACUCUUUUAAACAGAGAUGAAGCUCUCUUGUACAUAAUACUAACAAAUGUUUGUAUGUGAA
Boleophthalmus pectinirostris (great blue-spotted mudskipper) is the source of this 1858-nucleotide messenger RNA. Its product is annotated as pleckstrin homology domain-containing family F member 2-like. The record is from RefSeq and is a predicted model, not a curated record. The transcript is spliced from 2 exons. NCBI's taxonomy places the organism in Eukaryota, Metazoa, Chordata, Actinopteri, Gobiiformes, Gobiidae. The coding region runs from base 51 to 866 and encodes 271 amino acids. Gene Ontology annotation, molecular function: phosphatidylinositol binding; metal ion binding.